UUUACGACAGUGUUCUCGCGACGAGCAGCGGUACGAAAAUUUCUGUCUGCUGUGAAAGUUUUAAAUUUGUGUAAAUUUUUCCCCAACUAGGGGCCUGUUCCAAAGAUCUUGUAGGUCGUCCGCUCUGGAAAUUGUAUCAAUUUCACUUGUUUUCAAACCAAAGAAGGGGAUAGUCCAAGCGAAAAAAAUAACUUCUUGCCUAUCUGCUAGUGCGUGUGUAAUUACUAUUAUUCGUAUUAUUUUGCCGUAUUAAGCUCAUUUAGCUACGGUGCUUCGUGUAACCCUGUCUGAUCGCGCGAUUGGUAAGACAUUAUCGGUGUAUGCAAAAAAAAAAAACCUGGUUGAUGUACAAAAGGCAAUAAUGAGCAAGCAGUUCUGAAGUGCGGCAUCGUCAUAAAUCCAGCAACUUCGUCGACGAUUGACCUCUGAUCGUUGUUGGGUAAAAAAAGAAGAGGAGUAAUUUUGUUGCUUUGGUCAUCGUCAAUAGGGGGCAAACAGCAUAAGAGAAGGACAAACCCAGCCGGAAGCAUUAUGGCUCAAUCGAAACCACUGACGGAGGUUUUCAGCUACCUGUCCUGGGUGCACGCCGUGUCCGGCGCUACGGGCAGCGUUAUUGCCAUGUCUGCGUUCUAUCCACUGGACACGGUGCGUUCUCGACUUCAAUUGGAAGAACCAGAACGUCGCAAGGCGCUGAGCACGUGGGCCAUCCUCAAACAGCUGGUAGCGGAGGAGGGCUUCGGCACGCUCUACCGAGGCAUGGUGCCAGUUCUUGAAAGCCUGUGCAUCUCCAACUUUGUCUACUUCUACACAUUCCACAGCCUGAAAGCCCUCCGUGGAUCCAUCACCGGGGGCAGUCAAUCGGCGCUGGCGGAUCUCCUGCUAGGAUCGUUGGCCGGCAUUGUGAAUGUCUUCUCAACCACACCGUGCUGGGUUGUCAACACCCGCCUGAAGAUGAAAGGCCUGGGUCAUCGAGUCAAGGAUAACACUAUGCACUAUGAUAACCUGCUGGAUGGGCUGAUCCACAUUGGACGAACGGAAGGUGCCAAAGGCCUCUGGGCUGGAGCCGUGCCUUCUCUCAUCCUAGUAAUCAACCCAGCCAUCCAGUUCAUGGUGUACGAAUCGCUCAAAAGGCGCAUGAUAUCCGAUCCGAAUCAUGCUUCUUCGGCGGCCUUCUUUGCCAUCGGAGCCAUCGCCAAGGCAAUAGCCACGGUGCUCACCUAUCCUCUGCAGCUGAUCCAGACCAAGCUGCGGCACGGCAAUUUAGACAAAAACCUGGACCUGCCUCCCGACACCGACAUGGUGCAGAUGUUGCUGAUCAUCCUGAAAAAACAAGGUGCGGUCGGGUUGUUCCGAGGGCUGGAAGCCAAACUGCUCCAAACGGUGCUCACGGCGGCACUGAUGUUCAUGACAUACGAGAAGAUAGCUCGGUUUGUUACGACCGUGCUGAUUCGAGGAAAGAAGUGAUAAUUAUCAUCGCAUGUUAUUCGAAUUCUAAUUUAAACACACGUGUAUUUACGGUGGAUUAGGGUAUGUUUGAUCGUUGGUCUCGGUUUCUUUCCAUGGCAUUUAUAGGCACAUUUGAGCACCUCCAAUCUAGUCCUACACAUUCCAGUUCAUAAAACUGAUCACAUUCUCGUUUAUUGGUUCUUCUAUUUAUCUAAGCCGUGUUCUCUUCAAAGAUUGACUCUCUUGGCGAAGAAAAAAAAAGGGGUGAUGAGUUGAGCACGCAGAUCCCCGUUGUACCUCAAAGGCCAAAAAUGGGUAGGUUAUUGAAAUUUGUAUUAUUGGUAUGGUUUUUUUUUUUUCUAAUUUAAAACAUUGACGUAGUACCUUCAAAAUAGCUUCAUGUUAAGUGCGUAGUCAAAGGUGAGAUAAUGGAUUGUGUCAAUCGACGAAUAUGACUAUUACAUGUCAGUUGAUUAAUGAAAUA
Ochlerotatus camptorhynchus is the source of this 1930-nucleotide messenger RNA. RefSeq names its product Peroxisomal Membrane Protein 34 (gene PMP34). The transcript is spliced from 3 exons. The coding region runs from base 532 to 1464 and encodes 310 amino acids. Gene Ontology annotation, cellular component: peroxisomal membrane. Gene Ontology annotation, molecular function: AMP transmembrane transporter activity; FAD transmembrane transporter activity; NAD transmembrane transporter activity. NCBI's taxonomy places the organism in Eukaryota, Metazoa, Arthropoda, Insecta, Diptera, Culicidae. The record is from RefSeq and is a predicted model, not a curated record. Gene Ontology annotation, biological process: transport.